Messenger RNA from Macrosiphum euphorbiae (potato aphid), 930 nucleotides. NCBI's taxonomy places the organism in Eukaryota, Metazoa, Arthropoda, Insecta, Hemiptera, Aphididae. The record is from the annotation of a GenBank genome assembly.
AUGCGUAAAUGUUCAGUGUCUGGGUGUAACAGCCAAAAUCGUAAUAUUAAAAUGACACUUUUCAGUGUCACAAAUGCGAAUAAGUCAUCUUGGGAAUCAGCAAUCCGUAGUUCAAUUAAUAAUCAGGUAAAAGAUAUAAAGUAUGUUUGCUUAGAACAUUUUUUACCUAAAGAUAUUAAUACUACAUAUCCAAUACCAUCAGAUGUAAUCGAAGAAUUCGGACAGAAAAAAGUUGAUAGUACUCAAUAUGAACCAAAAACUCACUCUGCUAGAAGAGAACUUUUUACAGCAGAAGCUCCCAAAAUUCUUAAAAGAAAUGUUGAUUCUGUUGAUUCGACUUCAAACAGUACAUCAUGCAAACAGAUUUGUUUAGUAGAUAUAAAAAAACAAAAGUUUGUAAUUGAUCCAGUAAGCUUGCCACUUGGUUGGGCAAGUUAUAACAACAACAGUACUGUAGUGUUUUUCAAACCAGUUUACUUGAUUGAUAAACUUGUAAUUGAAAAACAAAUUGUAAUAAAAAAUGAUGAAGUCGCCAGUUUUUAUAUUUUCAAUAAGUUGAUAGAUCCUACAAAUGUAGGGUUGAUUCAAAUCAAAUUUCCUGUAAACAAUAAAAAUGUGUUAGAAGCAAUAAAUUAUUUCCAUUGCAAACAAAUUUGUCAAGGUGGACCAAUGGUUAUUAAUUUUCCAGGAGUACAUUGUAAGACUGCAGUACUUGAUAAUGAGUUAUGGCGUCAUCAAUUGUGUUCUAUAUUAGUAGACACAAAAAAAAGAUGCCUAAAAUGUGACAAUUUAUACCGGCAAUUUAGGAGGUCCAAGUCAGUAGCUAUUGCAUCAAAACGAAUUCGACCUACGCUUACUCCUACUCGACGUCGUUGGUUAAAUAAUAUUUUUAAAAUGAAGAAGAAUGCCAACAAAUCAAAUUCAAGGUGA